CGCUCCUCACACACUUUUAUCAAGCUACCCGCUUCUGUCUUCAGCGUUUUCACGACUUCUGCCAUUGCUUUGUGAGGAGAGACCGCUGCUGCCACAAACUGAGGAAUCAUGGUUCAAGCUAAGAAAUGGACAAUGGUCAAGCACUUCGAUGGCUUCCCAAAGAACAGCGACUUUAAGAUCGAGGUGGAGGAGCUGCCUGAGCCCAAGGAUGGACAGGUGCUUUUGGAAGCCGUGUUUCUCAGUGUUGAUCCGUACAUGAGGCCGUUCAGCAAGUUUGCCAUGAAGGAAGGAGAUGUGAUGAUUGGAACUCAAGUGGCCAAAGUCAUCCAAAGUAAAAACAAAGCGUUUCCUGUGGGCAGCCACGUUGUGGGUGAUUGUGGCUGGAGAACCCACAGCAUCUGCGAUGGCAAGGGUCUCACUCCCAUCAUUUCUGACUGGCCUAAAGAUCUCUCCCUGUCACUGGCUCUGGGUACGAUCGGCAUGCCGGGGCUGACUGCUGUGUACGGCCUAGAAGAAGUCUUGGGGCUCAAGGAGGGCGAGACCCUGCUGGUGAACGCUGCUGCCGGGGCAGUGGGCACCGUGGUGGGACAGAUCGCCAAGAUCAAGGGCUGCAAGGUGGUGGGUUCAGCAGGGUCUGACACCAAAGUGGCCUACCUCAAAGAGCUGGGAUUCGACGCGGCUUUCAACUACAAAACAGUGGGUUCUCUGGAGGAGGCUCUGAAGAAGGCUUCUCCAGAGGGAUAUGACUGCUUCUUUGAAAAUGUGGGAGGCCCUUCUUCAGCUGUUGCUUUGGAACAAAUGAAGAACUUUGGAAGGAUAGCUGUGUGUGGAUCUAUCUCCAUGUACAAUGACACUGCACCCCAGACAGGGCCGUGCUCCCACCUGACCAUGAUCUUAAAACAGAUUAAGAUGGAGGGCUUCAUGCAAAGUCGGUGGCAGCAUAAGCAUGAAGAAACCACCAAGAGACUGAUGGCUUGGGUGAAAGAGGGCAAACUGAAGUAUCGGGAGCACAUCACAAAAGGCUUUGAAAACAUGCCAGCUGCUUUUAUCGGGUUGCUGAAGGGAGAAAACAUCGGAAAGGCUAUCAUCGCGGUCUGAAGUGAAACGCUGGUUCAGUGCAGAAGAAUGGCGAUUACUAACAACUGACAUGAUUCAUACACGAAGGAAGGAGCAAUAGACAUACAACUAAUCAAACAGUUUCAUUAUAAGCUCUUCAUGGAGCUUUUGUAAUCACAACGAAACUGGAAAUGAAAGGAGCAAUAAGGCGACUCUGGGCACUAAUCUUACAGAAACUGAAAGUAAUAAUUAAUAGUAAGCUUCAUAGCAAUGAAUGGCAUAUACAUUUUGAAAUGUAAGCAGCAGCUCCUGCAUUUGUUAAGACAUUUUGACAGUUUGGAUAGUACCAAUAUUGCCGUUGUUCAGGAGAGACCAGAAGGAAAAAACUCUAGUUGGAUGACACAAGGCUGCUAUUGUUUUGCCAGCAAGUACCUGAAUGACCAGUUUGGAUCUGUUGCUGAUGCAUUUCAGCAUUACUCACUGCAAUGUACUUUACCAUGUAAAUUGUGUCUACGGCAAGCUUUUGUUUGGCUAAUAAAAGUGUUCUUUUUUUUAAGCUGAAAGGA
Molecule: messenger RNA, 1622 nt
Organism: Stegastes partitus (bicolor damselfish)
Lineage: Eukaryota; Metazoa; Chordata; Actinopteri; Pomacentridae
Product: prostaglandin reductase 1
Exons: 9
Coding region: 109-1098 (329 amino acids)
Biological process (GO): prostaglandin metabolic process
Cellular component (GO): cytoplasm
Molecular function (GO): 2-alkenal reductase [NAD(P)H] activity; 15-oxoprostaglandin 13-reductase [NAD(P)+] activity
Source: RefSeq, a predicted model, not a curated record